This is a messenger RNA of Mustela erminea (ermine), 2659 nucleotides long. RefSeq names its product solute carrier family 38 member 2 (gene SLC38A2). The transcript has 16 exons. Gene Ontology annotation, molecular function: L-glutamine transmembrane transporter activity. Gene Ontology annotation, biological process: amino acid transmembrane transport; L-glutamine transport. NCBI's taxonomy places the organism in Eukaryota, Metazoa, Chordata, Mammalia, Carnivora, Mustelidae. Bases 390 to 1910 code for a protein of 506 amino acids. The record is from RefSeq and is a predicted model, not a curated record.
UAACCCGCUGCCGGGCAGGCAGCACCAGAGCCGCGCGACGCCGCCGUCCCGGAGAGCUUUCUCGACAGCACCGCCCGCAGCCGGACCACGCGUUCCCGCAGCCUCGCGCCUUUCCCUCGAGACGGCGGACGCCGGACGAUUGGGGCGGCAGCGACUUGCCAUUUCCUUUUUUUACUAAAAUUAUUUUUCCUGUCUAUUGCUGGUUUUUUGUUUUUGUUUUUGUUUUACGAUUUUUGUUUAGCGGAGAAAAACCCACCGAAGGCGUUUGCGUGACGUUUCCGGGAUACAGGAGCCGAGACCACCGAGGCAGCCGCGCGGGCCGGUGCACCGCCAAGGACAAAAGGAGCCCAGUGUUCACCGCUGCACCCUCUCUUCCUCCCGGUGCCAGCAUGAAGAAAGCCGAAAUGGGAAGGUUCAAUAUUUCCCCGGAUGAGGACAGCAGCAGCUACAGUUCCAACAGCGAUUUCAACUACUCCUACCCCACCAAGCAAGCUGCUCUGAAAAGCCAUUAUGCAGAUGUAGAUCCUGAAAACCAGAACUUUUUACUUGAAUCAAAUCUGGGGAAGAAGAAGUAUGAAACAGACUUUCAUCCAGGUACUACUUCCUUUGGAAUGUCAGUAUUUAAUCUGAGCAAUGCGAUUGUGGGCAGUGGAAUCCUUGGGCUUUCUUAUGCCAUGGCUAAUACUGGAAUUGCUCUUUUUAUAAUCCUCCUGACAUUUGUGUCAAUAUUUUCCCUGUAUUCUGUUCAUCUCCUUCUGAAGACUGCCAAUGAAGGAGGGUCUUUAUUAUACGAACAGUUGGGACAUAAAGCAUUUGGAUUAGUUGGAAAGCUUGCAGCCUCUGGAUCAAUUACAAUGCAGAACAUUGGAGCUAUGUCAAGCUACCUCUUCAUAGUGAAAUAUGAGUUACCUUUGGUGAUCCAGGCAUUAAUGAACAUUGAAGAUACAACUGGAUUGUGGUAUCUGAACGGUGACUAUUUGGUUUUGCUGGUGUCGCUGGUGCUCAUUCUUCCUUUGUCCCUGCUGAGAAAUUUAGGAUAUUUGGGAUAUACCAGUGGCCUUUCCUUAUUGUGUAUGAUGUUCUUCCUGAUUGUGGUGAUUUGCAAGAAAUUUCAGAUUCCUUGCCCUGUGGAAGUUGGCUUGAUAAUUAAUGAGACCCUAAACAGCACCUUAACCCAGCCGACGGCUUUUACACCUGAGAUGGUAUUUAAUAUGACGGACAAUGAUUCUUGCAGACCACGUUAUUUUAUCUUCAACUCACAGACUGUCUAUGCAGUUCCAAUUUUGACCUUUUCAUUUGUCUGUCAUCCUGCUAUCCUUCCCAUUUACGAAGAACUCAAAGGCCGCAGCCGUAGAAGAAUGAUGAAUGUGUCCAAGAUUUCAUUUUUCGCCAUGUUUCUCAUGUACCUGCUUGCUGCCCUCUUUGGAUACCUGACAUUUUAUGAACAUGUUGAAUCAGAGUUGCUUCAUACCUACUCUACAGUCAUGGGAACUGAUAUUCUUCUUCUCAUUGUUCGUUUGGCUGUGCUAGUGGCUGUCACCCUGACCGUACCAGUAGUCAUCUUCCCAAUCCGGAGUUCUGUAACUCACCUGCUGUGUGCAGCAAAAGAUUUCAGUUGGUGGCGUCAUAGUAUCAUAACCGUGUCUAUCCUGGCAUUUACCAAUUUGCUUGUCAUCUUUGUCCCAACAAUUAGAGAUAUCUUUGGUUUCAUCGGGGCAUCUGCGGCUGCUAUGUUGAUCUUUAUUCUGCCAUCUGCCUUUUAUAUCAAGUUAGUGAAGAAAGAACCUAUGAAAUCUGUACAAAAGAUUGGGGCUGUGUUCUUCCUGUUAAGUGGCAUAGUCGUGAUGACCGGAAGCAUGGCCUUGAUUGUUCUGGAUUGGGUACACGAUGCCCACGGAGGUGGCCAUUAACUGGUGCCGCUGAAACCCCGCUAGUCCACUUGAUGCCAGUGUUGAGUCAACUCUCAACUUACUAUGAAAUUUCACCUAAUGUUUUCAGUUUCACUUCCUUUUGAAGUGCAGAUUCCUCGCUGGUUCUUCUGAGUGCAGAAUAAGUGAACUUUUUUUUUUUCUUUUUAAAGAAACUAUUCUGUAUGAUAGAAAUGGAUAUGAACAACCAAACCACGAGUCUCGGGUUAAUGGAAGUGACAAUUUUAUUCCAUUCCAGAGAAUGGACGAACUCUUUAACUUUUAUCAAGCCACAUGGUUGGCUGUGUCAUUGUUUAACUUGGAUAUUUUAUGAUUUUACUUGAAUGUGCCUAAUGGAACCAUUCGAUGUGAGAAACAAUUCUUAUUAAUUUACAGCAAAGUAUUGAAAUAACCAUUGAGAAAAACACUAUUAUUUUUUUGUACCAAAAAUAUUUUAAGACCUCAGAAGCACUAUUUUACUUUUAAAAAAAGUUGCUUUCUUUUUAAACUUUAUCCAAAAACAAUUGUCAACAAAUUCCAUAAGAAAAAACCAUUGGUGUUUAAAAACAAAUAUUAGUAUGGUGAAAUGAUUUGCCUUUUUGUAGGCAUAAUAAGCCAAAUACUUUUUUUAACCCAAAAAAUUUUUAGAGAAAAUGAUGUAAUGACAAAUUGUACCAUGAAUAGGAGCGUAGUUUUUUCCAUUCAGACUUCACCGUUAAAGAAUAACUGAUGGAUUAUAUUGCUAUACCAAA